Molecule: messenger RNA, 327 nt
Organism: Condylura cristata (star-nosed mole)
Lineage: Eukaryota; Metazoa; Chordata; Mammalia; Eulipotyphla; Talpidae
Gene: TRPC5OS
Product: TRPC5 opposite strand
Exons: 1
Coding region: 1-327 (108 amino acids)
Source: RefSeq, a predicted model, not a curated record
AUGGAGUCUGGAUCAAUCCCUGUAUUGUUUAGUGGGCUUGUUGAUUGUAUAGCUCAGUUAAUAAGAAUAGCUGAAGAGCUUUUACAGCUGAUUUCCCAAGAGCGAGGUCCUCAUGUAGAGCUGAAUGAUAGAGUAGAACAGAUAGAAGUAGAUCCUGCUGAGGAAGCGUCAUUACCAGACCUUUCUAAUUUCUUAGAUUUAGAAUCAAUACUUACACCAAGAGAAGAUGAAGACCUAAUAUUUGAUAUAGAUGAAGCCAUGCUAAACAUAGAAGAAUUAUAUGAAGAUGUACUCUCUGGUAUGAACAAUGAGUUAAGAAGUGGAUAA